UGGGCUUGGUGGUGGCGAUCUGUCUGUUCUACCAGACCCUGACACUCAGAGGGACAAGGAAGCUGACAGCUGCUGUCACUGGGGCAGCCCCAAACACAUCCACUGAAACCCAGGCAAGCAGAUGCCAGAAAGGAUUCUCUCUGGACAAACAGUGCUUCCUUCUCUCUGGUACUGCACAGGAAAUCAGGAAGGUGAUUUGGGCCCGUGGGAUCUGCUCAUUUGCCUGUCUUCUAGGAAUCCUGGUGGAAAUCCCUGCAUAUCCAAGGAAGACAUGUGCCAGCUAGGUUUACAUCAAAAGGUAAACAUAUUACCAGAAAUACAGCAUCAGCUUUGCAGAAAGGAAGGAUUAUGCCAAAUAAUUAGAAGAUUUCCAGAAUUGCGACUUCCAGUCAGUCCCUCCGUGUGUCUGGAUCAGCGUACACAGUUAAAACCUUCACGUCACCCUUCAGAAACAGUGAAGCCACAUACGUGGAAACCAUGGGAUUGGAGACAUGAACAACUGAACCAAACAACAGUCGUUGCUCCACAUGAAACCGUCUUUAGAACUGAAGAUCUAUCUGUGAUUCUUAAGGCGUAUGUGUUGGUGACAUCCUUAACCCCUUUGCGUGCAUUCAUUCAUUCAACUGGCACAGUUUGGAAUCCACCAAGGAAAAAACGCUUCACUGUCAAGCUGCAAACAUAUUUUGAGACAUUCCUGAGGGCCAGUUCACCUCUUCAGGCUUUUGACAAUAUGAAGGAAGCAAUAAGUAAACUCCUGCUAGCAGCUGAAGCAUUCAGUGAAACAUCUACUCUGGGACCAAAGGCCUUCAAUAGAUGCAGAUUAUGUUUUCAACUUUUAACAUUUGACAUUGGUUAUGGUAGUUUCAGGUACCCUGUAGUUCUACAGGUGCAUGAGCACUUAAAUUUUCAAAAUGAUGAUAAUAUGGAUUUUGAGGACCAAAAUACAGAAGAGUUCCUUUUAAGAGACACUUUCAAUUUUCUCUUCUCUAAUGAAUCUACAUUUUCUAUGUUUUCUGAAAUAUUUCAGAGACUUUACAGAUCAGGCGUGUUUAAAGGCAAAAACUAUUCAAAGGAACUAUAUCAAUGCCUGUCUUUAGAGGAUAUUAACUCAAUUAUGACUUUCAUAAAGGAACUUGGGAGUCUGGGACAAUUCCAACUGCUCUUCCCAUCUAGCACUCCUGGGAUUCAAGCUCUGAUGCAUGAAUUUUAUGAUAUGGACAAUCCUAUGGGGAAGCCUGGCUCAGUCCUGACCCAAUACUGGUCUCUUUUAAAUGUAUUUGAACAAUUUCGGCUCGUGAAUAAAAAGGCACAGCUACAUCCACUGGAAUGGAAUUCUUUUGCAGAGGAUGGGAACACUGGAAAACCGCAAGUGCCAUUUGAUGCAAUCGAAAAUAAAAAAGCUGCAGUACCGCAAAUUAUGAAUGAAACCAAAGAAAUACAUUGCAGCAAUGAUAAACACACACUAUGUCAUAUCAAGCAGAUCUUCACACAUCCACGUUUGGAACUAAAUCCUGAGUUUCACCCGAAGAUCAAAGAUUAUUACUCUGAAGUCCCAUUUGAUGUGGUGACAGUGACUAUUGGAGCUGAGACUUCUAAGUGUCAGUGCAAGGUGCACCUCUGUGAGCGGGCAGGGCCAAGCUUUGCCAGCUAUCCUCUGGGGUUAGGGAUGAACACAAUCUCAAUGUUUGUGGUGGAUGAAUCUCCAACACAGGGUGAAACUCUGGUCAUGUACAGGCUCACCAUCUACAGAGAAGACCGCCCAAGUCUGCCCUUGUUUGAGGACUUCACAGCUUGUGGUUUUGUACAGGUAAGUGAAUUUUACAAUUUCACUUGGCUUGAGUUGGGAACGAUCUGUUAGGCCAAGUGAAAAAUGCAAAUCCAAACUGAAAACUGCAAAUCCAAACUGUGGUCUCAUUUUAAAAGAGCAAGAGUCCCAGUCAGGCAUCUAAAGCGCCUCAUUGUGAACAGGUUUUCUUUUUGGUGUUGUGGCUACUCCUUGCACUUGUGUUUGGUGAGUUUAUUGUGGUUAAUAUUUAAAGAAAUGUCUGAGUACUCACACUUAGUUAUGAAAUUGGCUUCACAUUUCUCCUUUAAAGUGUGCUGUUUUUCUUGGAUUUGUCCCUGGAUCUACUUUUGAAGUUUUAAACUAUAUUCAGUGGAAUUCAUUUUAAAGAGC
Messenger RNA from Trichechus manatus latirostris (Florida manatee), 2176 nucleotides. Its product is annotated as cadherin-like and PC-esterase domain-containing protein 1. The record is from RefSeq and is a predicted model, not a curated record. Lineage: Eukaryota; Metazoa; Chordata; Mammalia; Sirenia; Trichechidae. The transcript is spliced from 14 exons. Bases 122 to 1858 code for a protein of 578 amino acids.